This is a messenger RNA of Cucurbitaria berberidis CBS 394.84, 1022 nucleotides long. RefSeq names its product phosphotransferase enzyme family protein. Lineage: Eukaryota; Fungi; Ascomycota; Dothideomycetes; Pleosporales; Cucurbitariaceae. Bases 1 to 870 code for a protein of 289 amino acids. The transcript is spliced from 3 exons. The record is from RefSeq and is a predicted model, not a curated record.
AUGCCCGAACUCUACGACUCAAUGCCCACCAGUCCGAAGAUAAAUGUGUUGUAUCUAGCUCCGGGGCAAGAGAUUAUCAGCCCAGAACAAUUCGAGGCGUCUAACCCGGAAGCAUUAGACACAGUAGCCGGUGCACAAAUCGCGAAAAUAUCCCCGUCGAUGCUGGUCAAAUACGGUACCCAUGUGUCCCUCAUCGAAGCAAAGACUAUGCUGUAUGUGGCAGAGCGAACAUCCAUACCCGUCCCAAAACUAUAUGCUGCAUAUGCAUACGGGCCGUUGGAUCGAGACGUCAGCGAUUUCGGCAGUGUCUAUGAUACUUACAUCUUCAUGGAAUUCAUCGAAGGCGAAGACCUGGAAAGGUCAUGGGAAAGAUGCACCGCCAUUGAAAGACAGACAAUCUCGGCAGACUUGAAGAAGUACAUGACAGAACUUCGCGCGAUUCCAGCGGCCGAUUACAUUGGAUCCGUACACGGUGGGCCAGUCACUGAUGUAAUAUUGGAAUGGUCUACAACUUCAAAAGGUCCAUUCAGGAGCGUAGAAGACUUCAACGCUACAAUCGCCGAAACCUUUGUGGCAAAGUCAAAAGGCCACGUUGGUCCUUAUAUCCGUGGCAUGCUUAAUUCACACAAGCAUGGCAUUGUCUUCACUCAUGGAGACCUCAGACCUGCUAAUAUCAUUGUUAGAGAUGGUCGUCUAGCGGCAAUCGUCGACUGGGAAAUGGCUGGGUGGUAUCCAGAUUAUUGGGAGUUCGCUAAAGCAUUCUACAUCGAACACUUCAUUACAGAAUGGGCAACUCAUCUACUGGGUAUCUUGACUCCUUACUAUUGCGAACAGUUAAUGUAUUCGAAGCUGAUGAGUGUAUUAUGGUAGCCAAUAACGAAGUCCCCAUUAAUGGAGUGCUCGCGUGCGAUUUCCCGAACCUGGUGCUGUGUGGGAAGGAGCAACAGUACGUGGUCCUCUGUUGGUAUCUUAGGAGUAGCUAUCAGCAUACAUAGACGUCAUGAAACACCUUUUACUCGCAC